This is a messenger RNA of Lacerta agilis (Sand lizard), 1652 nucleotides long. It is a transcript of the gene TES, whose product is annotated as testin LIM domain protein. The record is from RefSeq and is a predicted model, not a curated record. Gene Ontology annotation, molecular function: zinc ion binding. The transcript has 7 exons. NCBI's taxonomy places the organism in Eukaryota, Metazoa, Chordata, Lepidosauria, Squamata, Lacertidae. The coding region runs from base 265 to 1533 and encodes 422 amino acids.
AGCAGCUGCGUGCCCAUUGGCUGCCGGGCUUCCUUUGUUCCUUUCGCUGCUGCCGCAGGAGAGCGGAAGUUUGAGCGCACUCGCUUGCAGCUGGAGCUGCCCGGGGCGAGCGAGCGAGCGAGCGAAGUGAGCCUCCCUGCGCUCAUUUCCUUUCUAACCACAUCCGACUGUCAGGGUGGGAGCAACAGCAGGAGGGAGGAAGGCAUUUGUUCUCCGAGAGUCUCCCUCGCCCCGGAUCUCGCGUGUGCGCGCUGGGGAUCCAACAUGGAUCUGGAAAGCAAGAUCAAGAAGAUGGGCUUAGGACAUGAAGAAGGAUCUGGAGCCCCUUGCUUGAAGUGCAAAGACAAAUGUGAAGGAUUUGAGCUACAUUUCUGGAGGAAAAUAUGUCGAAACUGCAAGUGUGGGCAGGAGGAGCACGAUGUUCCCACUAGUAACGAGGACGACCGCAAAGUGGGGAAGCUCUUUGAGGAUACAAAAUAUACAACCCUCAUUGCAAAGCUGAAAUCGGAUGGGAUCCCUAUGUACAAGCGCAAUGUUAUGAUACUGACUAAUCCAGUAGCUGCCAAGAAGAACGUGUCCAUCAAUACUGUGACUUACGAAUGGGCACCUCCCGUUCAGAAUCAAACCCUGGCAAGACACUAUAUGCAGAUGCUUCCCAAGGAAAAGCAACCCGUGGCUGGCUCGGAAGGUGCUCAGUACAGAAAGAAGCAGUUGGCCAAGCAGCUGCCCGCACACGACCAGGAUCCGUCCAGAUGCCACGAGCUGAGUCCUAAUGAGGUGAAGCAGAUGGAGCAGUUUGUGAAGAAAUACAAGAACGAGGCGCUCGGGGUGGGAGAUGUCAAGCUGCCGAGCGAAGUGGAAGGCAAAGCUGCCGGGAAGGAUGUCCCGACUAAUGGGGAGAGGGGCACCUCGGCCACCGUAGGAGCCAUGGAAGACAAACUGGCUGGUCAGAAGGCAUCCCAAUAUUACUGCUUCCGGUGCAAACUGAGCAUGAAGGAAGGGGACCCGGCUGUCUACGCCGAGCGGGCCGGCUACGACAAACUCUGGCAUCCGGCUUGUUUUGUCUGCUGCACCUGCAGCGAGCUCCUUGUGGAUAUGAUCUACUUCUGGAAGAAUGGGAAACUGUACUGUGGCCGACACUACUGUGACAGCGAGAAGCCCCGUUGUGCUGGCUGCGAUGAGCUUAUAUUCAGCAAUGAGUACACCCAGGCAGAAGGUCAAAGCUGGCAUCUGAAACACUUCUGCUGCUUUGACUGUGACUGUGUCUUGGCUGGGGAGAUCUACGUCAUGGUAAACGAAAAGCCUGUCUGCAAACCGUGCUAUGUGAAGAAUCAUGCCGUGGUCUGCCAGGGUUGCCACAACGCUAUCGACCCCGAAGUUCAACGUGUGAGUUACAACAAUUUCAACUGGCAUGCCACCACAGAGUGUUUUCUGUGCUCCUGUUGCAGCAAGUGUCUCAUUGGCCAGAAGUUCAUGCCGGUAGAAGGAAUGGUUUUCUGCUCGGUGGAAUGUAAGAAAAAGAUGAUGUCCUAAUGGGAAGAGAACCCGGAUCAAGCCAAGUUUCGCUUUACUUCAGAACCCUCUGCAUUUCUACUGUAUUGGGGCGUUUUUCAAAACAAAAUUGAACGUAUUAAAUGGCAAAUUCCAAAGAA